Molecule: messenger RNA, 1885 nt
Organism: Echinops telfairi (small Madagascar hedgehog)
Lineage: Eukaryota; Metazoa; Chordata; Mammalia; Afrosoricida; Tenrecidae
Gene: ELMO3
Product: engulfment and cell motility 3
Exons: 15
Coding region: 90-1793 (567 amino acids)
Biological process (GO): actin filament organization; cell motility
Source: RefSeq, a predicted model, not a curated record
GGCUGUUCUGGCCUGGUGCUCAGCAUCCUACGUCCUCACCCAGCCUAGGGGAGGUGCUGGCCCUCGGGCUACAGGCCUUCUCGGAGCUCAUGGAACAUGGAGUGGUGUCCUGGGAGACGCUGAGCAUCCCCUUGGUCAGGAAGGUGGUGUGCUACGUGAACACGAACCUGAUGCAUGCCUCCGUGCAGCCGCUGGCCCUUGGGUUGCUGGAGAGCGUUACCUUAAGCAGCCCAGUGCUGGGCCAACUGGUCAAAAGUGAGGUGCCCCUGGACCGGCUGCUGGUUCACCUUCAGGUGAUGAGCCAGCAGCUGCAAACCAAGGCCUUGGCACUGUUGACAGCCCUACUGCAGGGGGCCAGCCUGGCCGAUCGCAAGCACAUGCUCGACUACCUGUGGCAGAGGAACCUUCGCCAGUUCAUCUACAAGAACAUCAUCCACAGUGCAGCGCCCCUGGGCGACGAGAUGGCGCAUCAUCUGUACGUCCUGCAGGCCCUCACGCUGGGGCUGCUGGAGCCACGAAUGCGGACGCCACUAGACCCCUACAGCCAGGAGCAGCGGGAGCAGCUGCAGGCCUUGCGCCAGGCGGCCUUUGAGCCAGAAGGGGAGUCCUCGGGCACGGGGCUGAGCGCAGACCGCCGCCGGUCCCUAUGUGCCCGUGAGUUCCGAAAGCUGGGCUUCUCGAACAGCAAUCCUGCCCAGGACCUAGAGCGCGUGCCCCCCGGUCUGCUGGCCUUGGACAACAUGCUCUAUUUUUCCAGGCACGCGCCCAGCGCCUACAGCCGGUUUGUGUUGGAGAACAGCAGCCGGGAGGACAAGCACGAAUGCCCCUUCGCCCGCAGCAGCAUCCAGCUGACCGUCCUGCUGUGUGAGCUGCUGCACGUCGGCGAGGCCUGCUCCGAGACGGCCCAGGACUUCUCACCCAUGUUCUUCGGCCAAGACCAGAGCUUCCACGAGAUCUUCUGCGUGGCCAUCCAGCUGCUGAAUAAGACCUGGAAGGAGAUGCGGGCCACCCACGAAGACUUCGAUAAGGUCAUGCAGGUGGUUCGGGAGCAGCUGGCCCGCACGCUGGCCCUGAAACCCACCUCUCUGGAGUUCUUCCGGUCCAAGGUGAACGCGCUCACCUAUGGGGAGGUGCUGCGACUGCGGCAGACAGAGCGCUUGCACCAGGAGGGCACCCUGGCCCCUCCUAUACUAGAGCUGCGGGAGAAGCUGAAGCCAGAGCUCCUGGGCCUGAUCCGCCAGCAGCGCUUGCUUCGCCUCUGCGAGGGGACGCUCUUCCGCAAGAUCAGCAGCCGCAGGCGCCAAGACAAACUGUGGUUCUGCUGCUUGUCCCCCAACCACAAGGUGCUGCAGUACGGGGAUGUGGAGGAGGGCUCCAGCCUGCCGCCCCCCGAGAGCCUGCCUGAGCAGCUCCCCGUGGCCGACAUCCGGGCGCUGGUGACCGGCAGGGACUGCCCCCACAUCCGGGAGAAGGGCUCCGGGAAGCAGAACAAGGACCUCUGCGAGUUGGCCUUCUCAGUCAGCUAUGACCUCGGGGAGCGGGAAGCGUUCCUCAACUUCAUAGCCCCCUCCAAGCGGGAGUUCCACCUGUGGACAGAUGGGCUGUGUGCCCUACUGGGUAUCGCCAUGGGCAGUGAGCAGACGCGGCUGGACCUGGAGCUGCUGCUGGCCAUGGAGACCAAGCUGCGGCUGCUGGAGCUGGAGAACGUGCCCAUCCCCGAGCAGCCACCCCCCGUGCCCCCACCCCCCACCAACUUCAACUUCUGCUACGACUGUAGCAUCGCUGAGCCUUGACAGUCCCUCAGAGCACGGCGGUGGGCAGGCACUGACACCCCCCCACCACAGAGGCUGUAGAAGAAAUAAAGUCAGCUUUCCCUUUCCCUCUU